This is a messenger RNA of Bactrocera oleae (olive fruit fly), 13964 nucleotides long. NCBI's taxonomy places the organism in Eukaryota, Metazoa, Arthropoda, Insecta, Diptera, Tephritidae. The record is from RefSeq and is a predicted model, not a curated record.
GCACUCGUUGAAGUGAUGAGUUGGAAAUACAACACUAACAACUGGUAACUUAAUCGCUUCAUUUUGUUUAAGCGUCACAAGCAGCAUGUUUACGUAAUGUGUGAAAGUGUAAAGCUGCUACAAACGAACAGGCGAACUAAAGCAACCGCAAAGCCAACUGACGCCGCCGGCGCACAGCGCUGAUUGUGCGAUAGCAAAAUUUCAGGCAAACAUAGAGAAAGUAAAUAACAAAGCUAAGCAGAAAUAAAAAUAAAAAAAUGAAACAUAGUUACCGACGCCAAAGACAGAGCUAGUGAAACACAACAACAAGGCCGAUAUAAAUUGGUCAGCAUAGUAAUCAGUGGACCUGUGCUGAAGCUGUGUGUGGGAAGAAAGCCGGAAGCACAGCACUUGAAGUCAACUAUAAAGAAAAAGCGUAUAUACUACAACAAUAAUAAGCUAGCAAGAAAAAAAAUUAUAAUAAAGCCAAAAGCACAAAUACAGCGCCUUCAAGAACAAGGCUUCAACACAAUCAAUUGUUGUAGCGAAAUAGCGGUGUGUCUAUAUUGCCGUUGCUGCGGCUCGGCUGUUGUUGACAGUGACAGUGAAUAAGAAAGACGCACAAAUAAAGUGGCAUACAUAAAAUAGAAGGCAUAAUAAAGUGAGGAUAAAGCAUCUAAUAACUACAACAAACAACAACAACACAGGAAAUAUAUGGAAAUACGACAAGCGCUGGCUUCGUGCUGACAGCAAAAGAAAUUAACACAAAAGCCUGAGCGAAUCCAGUGAAGCAGCCGCAGUGGGGCGUACACAACAGCGGUGGUUCAGCGGGGAGGGGUGUUUAGUAGGCACAGUAGAGACACAAAGCAGUCUCAACAUAAUGCACAGAGCGCUAAGGCGAGUAUAUUAUACUUCCCGGCAUUUGGUUAUGACGCACGUUUGUCAAAUAAAUCAAUUUACAUGCUAAAAGUGUCGCUGGACAAAGUGCAAAACAGCAAAAAUAAAGCGCUGGCAAGCCGGAAAAAGAGCGACAUAAAACUGUCGACGUUGUCGAAGCGCGUCCGCUUGUAGGUCACUCGCAAAUGCCUACAAGCAGGAAUAGCAGAUUUUGAUUAUCAACCUAAUUUGGACACCAGGCAGACUGACAACGUGUCUGACGUAAAUGUGAUUAGACUUGAGCGCACUGAAUGGUCGUCCGCAAAGUGGCAGCAUAAAAGAAGGCAACAAAGGCUAUUGAGUUGGGAAAUAAUGGCGAUUACGAUUAGUAAUUUGACAGUUUAAAUGAGCUGAAGGCACGCCGACAGCAAAAAAGUAGUGGCAUUUGAAGGAAUAAAUGAGAAAAAAUUAAAUAAAAACUUCGAAACUGUCACAGAGCGCAGUCAAGUGGAGUGGGCAAGCAUUGUUCAUGCUAACCAUUACACAUCGAGCCGAUAUUUAUGUGCUGUUGCACCAAGUGUUACGAAUAAGCAGUCCAUGCAAUAAUGGAUAACUUUAGACUAUGAAAAAGAGAAGCAAAAAUACUACAACAUAAAUAAUAUAACACCACCAUAAAAUUCACCACAUCUGUUGAAAAAAAAUUUAACGCAUUGUUGUGAAAAACUCAAACGACACAUUUCUAUAGCAUACAUUUAGGAGCAAAUGUAAUAAACCAGUAUGCUUACUAAUACACGCACUUGCUGACACUACACACACAUUAACGACUGCAUACUGCAAGGCGCACCUACAUGCUCGUACACAGCUAGCGACUAAAGCAUAGUGCACGAUAUAUUAGCAACAACAAUACAAUGCGCCAACAUACAACUGCCCGCCUCUUACUGCCCAUCACGCUUCUCGUGUUGGCCAAUUCUCGCCUUACUCUCACCUGUCCCGCCGAAGUGUGCGUCUGCAAGUGGAAAGGUGGCAAGCAGACGGUUGAGUGCGGCGGCCAACAGUUGCCGAACAUACCCGAGGGCAUGGAUCCAGGCACGCAAGUUUUGAACUUCUCGGGCAAUAGUCUGCAAGUGUUGCAAAGUGAACGCUUUCUACGCAUGGAUUUGCUGAAUCUACAGAAAAUCUUUCUAUCACGCAAUCAGCUGAUACGCAUACACGAGAAAGCCUUUCGCGGUUUAACCAAUCUUGUGGAGUUGGACCUGUCGGACAACUCCCUACAAAAUGUACCCACCGAGACGUUUCAGGACUACAGUUCGCUGAUGCGUCUCUCGCUUAGCGGCAAUCCCAUACGCGAGCUAAAGACGUCGGCUUUCCGACAUCUCUCGUUUCUGACAACACUUGAGCUGAGCAACUGCCAGAUCGAACGUAUCGAGAAUGAGGCCUUCAUUGGCAUGGACAAUCUGGAGUGGUUGCGUUUAGAUGGCAAUCGUAUCGGUUUCAUACAGGGUCAGCACAUACUGCCCAAAUCGCUGCACGGCAUCAGCUUGCAGAGCAAUCGUUGGAUGUGCGACUGCCGUUUGUUGGAUCUGCAUAUGUGGCUCAACAACUACGUGACGCCGCAGGUCGAGGAACCCAAGUGCGUGGAGCCGCCGCGACUGAAAGGGCAAGUCAUCAAAACGCUUAAGAAGAACGAGCUGGCCUGCCUGCCAGAGGUCACACCCUCAUCUACAUACACCGAAAUCUCGGAAGGCCGUAAUAUGUCGAUAAUGUGCGUGGUGCGGGCCAUACCGGAGCCGCAAGUAUUGUGGCUCUUUAACGGUCAAGUGAUGACUAAUGACAGCCUGAUUGAUAAUCUACAUAUGUACUACUAUAUUGAUGAGACCGGCAGCGCAGAGGAGAAGCGCAGUGAGAUUUUCAUAUAUAAUGUAGGACCAGAGGAUAACGGCACCUUCUCGUGUGUGGGGAAGAACGUGGCUGGCAUAACUUUCAGCAACUACACGCUGCGUGUUAUCAUCAAAGAACCACCAGUGGUGAAUGAGGUGUCCUUUCCACGCGACUACAUGAACUAUAUUAUUGCCAGUAGCACUGGCGCUGGCGUCAUAUUUGUUGUGCUGCUCUGCACGAUAGUGAUUAAGUGCAAACAGCGACAACCGAACAAGCGCAAGAAGUGUGCUAAUGGCGGCUCGGUUACCAAUGUGGUUGGCGGUGGCGCACAUGCUACAGACAGCAGCGGCAACGAGACGGGUUUAAUGAAAUGCUCGUCCAUACUGAACGAUGGCGAUUCGCUGAACGGCGGUGCGGGGCUUUUAAUGGCUGAGGGCAUGACGCCGACAAAAUUGUGUAAAGAGAAUGGCGGCGUCAUUAUGGGCGGCCAAAUGCAACAAAAUUUACUAUUGUACGCCCCCGCGCACUACCAACAGCAAACGCCCAACUCCGCAGUGAUUGGCGAUGGCAGCCAGACGCUGCAAUUGAGCGUUAGUAUGGCUAGUGCGAGCGGUACGCCGCCACCAAUGCUAGUUGGCAAUGCUGUCAGCUACUGUUCGCCGCCUUCAUCGGUGCGAAAUUAUGCGGAGAAAAAUCCAGAUUUAGUUAAUGAUGCUGAGAGCGUUAAUCAUGGCAAGCUGAAAGCUGCGGCGUCCUUAGACGCAGAUUACGAUGCGGCAAGUGACUGUUCGGGGCCAUGCAGUAUACAGGGUAUGUCGACGACGCCGGUACAAUUCGACAACUGCUACCAGCUGGCACCACAGUAUGGUUCACAGAUUAUACGGCCGGCAAACAUGCAGCUGAAUUCUGCUGCAGCAACGCGCUUUGGCGCCAUGACAACAUUACCGCGUGGCAUGCAAUUGAAAACCGUAAUGAACAGCUUGAGCGCCGCUCCGGUGCCACAACACCAAGUGGACGUGCACUUGAAUCCAGUGUGCUUCUUGGGUCAGGAUGGAUUUGCUUAUGACUACAGUAACGCGCAUUUGCAACAGUCAGCGCCUGCACCACCUUCCCAUCAUCACCUGCAGCUGCAGCCACAACAUUCAUUGAGCGCCGAACCCUCACACGCACAACACAUGCAACAGCAAAACUUUUACCGCACUCUGCCACACAAUCGCGCGCACAAGCAGCAGCAAUUUGCCGCGUCCGCUGCGAAUCCGGGCAUGCGUUACAGCCUAGAGGCGGAGUUCUUGCAGCGGUCCGGCACACCAACCUACGAAAAGUAUAUGCCCAAUGUGCGCUUCACUGCCGAGGGCUACCCACAAACACAACAACAGCAUAUAGUGCAGUACCCUUCACCGCCAGAUGGCUACAAGAGCAGCCAAAGCCCUGCGCCCAGCCUGCAUGAUGGUGGUGCGGUAAGUGGCGCGAGCGGCGUCGCCUCGACAAUUUCAAAUGCCACAUUUCAGCAGUGGCCACCUUGUUUGCCCGGCUAUCAUGUGCAGGCCAUACGCUAUCCACAGACCAUUGUCGGCGUAUUAAGUCCACAGGCGCAUAUGCAACAACAACAACAACAGCAGCAGCACUUGCUGCAACAGCAACAGAAGUCGACGCCAACGGUUGUUCUAACACCAAAUGGACCAACAAAUCAAUCAACACAAGUGCCCACAUCAAUAACAACAACAGCGGUCACGGCUAUGGCCACAGCGAGCACCAGCAUGGGCGGUUCGACAUCUGCGUCAGUCGCAAAGCGUUGUGCAGCCGCGCAGGCUGACUCCUCCACCAUACCCGAAUGCGAUGAGAACGACGUUUCACCCACCACUUCGACAGCUGCCAGCAGCAGUAAUGACGGCAGCAGCAGCAGCGCCACCACAGUAACCAUAUCUGCAAACAACACGACGGCAACCACGAUGGCCACAGCGACUGCCAACGAAGAAUCCUCAAAGCUGCGGCAUUUAAACGGACCCUUGGCGGAUAGCCCAGACGAAGGCUAUGUGGGCGAUUCGCACGAAGGCUCCGAUAUAUGACGACGCGGCGCCAAUGGCAGCUGCGCGAACGCGCACGGCAAAGCGGGCGGCAGCGGUUGUAGUGCGGUCAAAAUGGACGACUCGGUGGCAUUGUAGAGUGGUCACAUCCACAAGCAUAAGCUGCGUGAGUAGCUGUGCGUACAUUCAGAUACAUACAUAAACGCAAUUGCGUGUGUAUACAUACACACAUAUGUACAUACGUGCUUGCUUCAGCUUCACGCGAAAUAAUUGAGUGUGAAAUUAAGGCGGUGAAGUUGUAAAGAGCUGUGCAGUUUAUUGUAGUUCAUUGGUUGCAUAUUAAUAGACCAUUUAAAUCUCGGUAAUUUUUUUUUGUUAGGUUGCAUUAGAGCUCCGUUAAAAAUUCAAUAAAACUUGUGGCUAUGUUUAUAAUUUGCACACCAGCUAGCGUCACCCACUGCAGAACCUCAAAAUUAUACCAACAGUGCUCACAAAAUAUUACUCCACCACUCUGCUACUUCCUCUGCUGCCUGCUCUUUCAAUCUUAGCAGAAAUUGCUUAAAUAAAAAAAAAAUAGAAGCAAAUUAUGCGCUGGCAAAGUGUCUCUUCUCCAUCCAAUUGUCUUUUUUUUUUACCAAUAAAUUGAAUUUCUUAUAUAUUUUUCGUUUUUCUACGUCACUCUUACUCAUUUCCUCUUAUUUGCGCUUCAUUCUUCGUAACUAGUCAAGCGUUAAAUUAAACGACAGCUUAAUAUGUUUUCCAUUUCGAUACCUGUCGCAAGCUCUCAUUGUGUCCGUAUGCUGCCUGUUCUCGCAAUGAGCACGCUGGACGUUUCCACCAGCAAUAACAGCUGUUAUUGAUUUUAAUUAACAUCCACCACAGACUACACUUCGCCAGUUAUAACAGAAUUAAGGUAGCCAGAAAACUAAAAACAAUUUAAGUUUUUCCAAGAAAUAUUUUUGGUUUUUAAUUAGUUCUCAAAGGCUUAAAAAAAUAUUCUGGUAUUGGUUUGAUACAUUUGUAUUGAUAAUUGUUAAAGUGAAUGCAAUUUGCAAUAACGUGGCAACUUUUGUUGCUAAAUAAGUUGAAAAGAAGCGUACAAGCCAGAAUUGUAUUAAAAAAUUUAAUUUUAAAUUUAAAAAAAAAAUUAUUAUAAUCAGGUGGCAACUCCCAAUAACAAUAAUUUUGUAAUAACGUGGUAUUUUUUGCUGCAAUACAAGUUGGAAAGAGGCAUACAAACAGAUAUUCUAUAUUAUUGAGCUUUUUCAAUAUAAACUAAAAAAAAAAAAUUAUAUAUAAUCAAAAAAAAAAUUAUUAUAAUCAGUUGGCAACUCCUAAGAACAAUAAUUUUGUAAUAACGUGUUAACUUUUGCUACUAUAUAAGCCGAAAAGAGGCCUACAUUCUAUUGAACAUUUUUCAUUUUAAAAUAAUUUUUUUUCUGAUCAGGUGGCAACUUUUAAUAACAAUAGUUUUGUAACAAAAUGGGAACUUUUGCUGCUAAGCAAGUUGAGAAGAGACAUAUAGACAGAUAAUUUAUGUUUAUUGAAAAUUUUUCCAUAUAACACUUAACAUUUUUAAUAUACAACUUAUUGAAGCUUUUAUAUUAAAAUGUGGUGGCAACAUUGUAAGAAAAUAUAUUUGUAAUUCAACUUCCAAAAUUUUAAAGUAAAUUUUAGGCAAUUUGUAAUACCUUAUGAAGAGUUUUUUUUUUCAAAUUGAAUUUGAUAUGGCCACCUUUUUAUGAAAAAAAAUUUAGCAAACACUUUAAUUAAAAAAUUAUUAAUAACAGAUACCACCACUUAUUUGUGCAACUCAUACAACUUUCACCAUCCAAGACACUUUAAUUAGUUCAGAGCUGCCGCUUUUGCGCUACCAAUGAAUUGUAUUAACUUCUCAAGAUUCUGACCUACUAUUAGCCCUGCUUUUCCCGGUUAACCCAUUAUAAAGCCUCUGGCCUAACUUGAGUAAAGUAAAGUGAUGAAAUCACCCUAUUCUGGUCACCCUAUUAAUUUUUCAAAGCAAAUAAUAAAAACUUUUCUCAACGCGAACACCAAUGAAGAAAGCGAGAACAACGAGCGCAAAUUUCUUUAAAUCAUUUUUCUUAAAUGAAAACAAAAGAUUUUGUUUCUCAACUUGCCUUUAUACUCUGUCACUUCCUAGUAUUUAUGUGCGCGUGCCUUUCAUCCAAUUUCCAUUCAUUGUACAAUAUUAGCUGCGCAUCCCGCCAUUUACAUUUCGACUUGACUUUUUUGACUUAUUUGGCAUACGAUUUUAUUCCAGUUGAUGUAAUUGAAAAAGUUUUCAUUUCAUUUAACUUUGUCCCAUUCUUUGAAGUCCUGCACCCAACUCACUCUGAAUAGCUUAAGGUGUGCGCCUAGGUAGCUUUAUUGCUGCUGGGGCUCUAUUUGCGGGUAAACCCACCGAUAUAACGGCAAACUAGGCGACGAAGUAGAUAGAAUUUCAUUUAUACAGGCAUACCAUUCAAAUCAUAAGCCUUUGGUAUUCGGGGCAACUGCUAAACAAUUGAUUUGUAGGCCAACUGCUCUUUUGUUCGGCUAGGUUCCCAACGGCGCGCCUUCAAGUGCCAGAAACUCUUCAAUACUAGGCGCUACCGAAGCAUCAAACUGGAACGCAGAGUGCAAGGUGUGCUACGUCUGAAGAAGCAACUCUUCGCUUCCAUGUUCCUGUAUAAAAGUGUACAAUAAAGUGCGAGAAAGUGAGCGAGGGAGUGAAAAAUGCAGAAAAGAGGCCGCUUCAAGCGCCAGAAUGAGCGACUACAAAAGCGCAGAAGAAAACAGACAGCAGCUGCAGCCAAACAAAACAUUUUACAUUUUAAAGCAACAAAGGUAUUUUUUUAUGAUUUCAUAACCCAUAUGAUAUACUCGUGUAAUCUUAUUGCCGACUGGCUGAGUACAUAUAGAAAACAGGUCGUGUCUAUACGAGCGUGUGCAUUUCAAGUGUGCAAACUGAAGUCUGCUUUCAGACACGCACAGGUGUGACACAAUUCUUUAAAAACAAUACAAAUAAAUAUACGUGCAACGUAAAAUAGUCGCUAUAAGAACACUCGAGCUUACGGUCUUGAGUAUAUGCCACUUUCUUUCCUUGACAGGCUUUGAUUAUGAGAAACGCGCAGCAAAAUCAAAUUAAAAGUGACGACUUGGCAUAUACAUAAAAAUAGCACGCAUACAGCACUGCUUUAGUAUAUAUUAAAAAUAUAUUUUAUUUUUAAGCAAAUACUAACGCUCGCAGGCAGCAUGUUCGCACACUUAUGAAACUGCAGGCUUUUCUGCUGUUUGCCAACAAAUUUAUUAAUACUCAUACGCCGUGUCUAACAGCGCUGCAAUUUUGGCACGAGCGCCACUUCACUUGUGCCAGUUAACGGUAAGAUGUUUUAUUUUCGCAAAUACUAUUGUUGUGAAGACAGCAUAAAAUAUCAAUAAGCGAAAAAUGCAAAAACAGAUUUCUUGCUUUGUAAAUGAUCACGCCUCUCAAAUAAUUCAGAGUUUGCCAGAAAUAACGUUUUCGUAAAUAACCGAAAUAUUUACUUAAAUUGCAAUAGCAAUAACAUGCUUUUGAUAGUGGCAUGACAGAUGUUGGCUCAACCGCUGUCCAAUAAAUUAUUUGAUUUUCAUUUUUAACUAAUUUGUCUUUCAGUAACUUAUUAUAGUCUCUCAUAUAUGUAUAGUGGGACAUAUCAUUUCUAUCAUAGUAUAGCAAUUUCGGGUUAAGCUCAUCAAUGGUUUAAUGAUUAUUUUUCAAAAGACCCAAUCAAUUUUUAUUACUGUAAACAGAUUGAUUCCCUGGUGUGUCAAGCCAGCUUUUUUGAAACCAGAUUGAUUCCUAAUCUGACGUGUCAAGCCAUCUUAUUGGAAACCAGUAACUCUCGAAACGUUUUGAAGUUUUGCAAACAUUUACCGAUAUUAAUACUGAGCUAACCUAUAAAAAUAUUGAUUAAAGGCAGUUUCAGAUCCAGUCUUUCGACUCAUUUGGAUUCUGAGCAGCACUCACUCUAUAAACUUUAAUCAGUUCAUUUGAAUUCCUCUGUGGUUGUUGGUGAACCACGUAUUGAAAAUUCAUCACUCUAUCGCGCCGAAAAAUAUUCCAUACCAAACGACGAGAAUGUGACUGUUUACCACGAUAUUUAUGAGUUAUAUGUUUCUGUUUCUGUUCCCGUUUCUGUUUCUGUUCCUGUUUCUGUUUGCAGCGCUUCAAAGCCAGAAUUUUAUUUCCAAAACAUGCCUAGCCAAUUCAAUUCGUAGGUAAAGCUCUUUAUCAUUAUUGCAGCAGCGAUAUAAAAAAAUGGCACACCUUGUAUAGCAACUUGUUGUAGUCUAAUCGAUAACAAACAGUUAAAUUUGACAAGCUGCACAAAGCAAAUGUGAAUAAAAGUUAAUGCAAGGAAAUUUAUUCUAAAGCGCGGUAUUGAUAGAAAUAAUUUAAUGAACAAAUCACUAACAUAAUUGUAAUUUUCAAGUCACCCAUUUUCAACCAAAGCUACUCAACUGCAAGUACACUACCUGAAUAGCUGUCAAUCAGCUUGUAUGUGUAUGGCUUUCAGUGAAGUUCUGCUAAAUCUGUUACACACAAUAUUAGCACAAUCGUGCUAAUUAAUAUAAAUGCCACUAAUAUUUUCAGCAAUUUUAAACAAAACAAAAAUACCGUUAUUUUAGAUAAUUUGAGUUUAUAUGCAAUUAGCGUACUUACCUUCGGCUACCAACAAGCAAUAAGCUGCACUUCACUCGAAAACUAUUUGGUGUUAAUGAAGCUGAAGUGAAAAUCAAAUGAAGCGAAGUGUAUUGAGCGAACACUGAAAUAUAAAUGAUAAUUGUAUAUGAUUGCGCAUGGUUAAAUAUAUUUCGACAGAAAUGGAAAUAAUGAAAACACAUUAUAAUAGCAAAUAAAGUCUUAGUAUAAGAGGAAGCAAGCUCGAAACAAUUAAUACACACACAUACAAACACAAACACAUAAAUCUGUAUUUAAUUGCUCGUAUGAGUUUUCUGUCAAAAUUCAUGCUGAUAAAUCACUGGCAUAUCGUAUGUGUGUCUGCAGCAAUAAAUAUAAUAAAUUUUGAGUUAUUUGCCUUUAUAAAAUAGGAGUAUUAAAAUAAUUUAAUUAUUACUGAAAUUUAGUGCUUUGUUUCAUUGUCAUUAAUCUUCAUAUAGCAGAACAAAAAGUAUACUUUCGCUAGUAAACACAAACACACACACAAACACCAAGCCAGCAAAGCACAUUGUGGCAUGUAAGUGUGGUGUCAAUGCAGUUAAAUAAAUAAUUUGUUGAACAAUUGUAAAUACUAAAUGUAAUCACUCAUAGGUUUUAUAGACUUUAUUAAGCAACAAACAACAACAAAAGCAACAAAAUAGCAUUUUAAGUCAGUACAAGUGUUAAAUUAGUGAAACGGCAAAAACUUAGGCAUAACUUGUAUAUAUGUAUGUACAAAAAAUUUUAUUUCCAUAAGAUUUUGAUUUGAAAUUGUGAAUUCACUGGUUUAUUAAGCAUUGCAAACCAUAUAAAAUUAUUAAAAUUGGAAUUGAAUGUAGCAAAGCUAAGCAUUUGUUGACAUAAAUGGUAUAUAUUUUUAAUUUGUAGGCAUAAAUUAAUUAUUUUAACAAAUUAUAUUGUUUCUAUGCAAUUAACUAAUUGGAAACUGAUUUAGUUUGUUAAGAAAUAAUAUGCUAAUGCCAUAUGCAUUAUUAGAAAUAUUUGAUUUGAUUGCGAAAAGCAAUUUAUAAAUUAUUAGAAAAUUAUAAUUUUAAGCUUAUAAUUUGAUUAUACAACUAUCUGUUAUACGAAAUUUCACUGAUUCUAUGGUGUCACUGUCAAAAGAGUAAAUAACUAAUUUAAACAUGCCAUACUGCUCUCUUCUCUCUACACACACACUCUUAGAAGUAGCUGCGCAUCAUCAAUUUAGCACAGCACAGGUUUAAAGAGUUUUGAUUAAUUCCUUUUAAGAGUAAAGAAGCUACAAUUCUCAAAUUAUUAGCGCUUAUAAACGCAUAAAUUUUUUACUAAAUACAAUAAAAGUUAGUAUUUUACCUUUUUCCAUAUUUUUUAAUUUUUUUUUCCAAAUCAACGGAAAAAUUAACAAUUUAAGGGGCACAGCUAGUGUGGCAACCCAAAACACGUCGAUUUUUGGGAGAUAAAAAAAGUACCGUAUCGAUUGUUUUGAAAUUUUAAGGAAUAUUUAUACAAUACACUGGGAUUUGGGAUUUUUUGAAAAAAAAUAUAUUAAAUAUUUUUUGAGUUAUACAAGAUCUCCGACGGUGCUAAAACAAAGGUCCUUUACUACUGUAGUGAUGCCGGCCUUCUCCGUGGAUGAAACCUACAAAUAAAAAAAAAGUCUUUUAACUUAAAUAUUUUCUCCGUACAAAAAAAAAUCUAUAAUUGACACAAUGGCGGCGUUUUAAAAAAAGUUAAAUUUCACUCAAAAUUUUGAUCAAUUUUAGAGUGCCAAAAUUCAAUCGAUAAAUCAUUGUAUGCAGAAUUAUAAACAGAACAGGCAGAAAAAGUGAUUUGAUGAUGUUCGGAACAUUUGUCUUCGAGUUAUCACUUCAGCAAAUUCCAAAAAUUCUGUUUCGCGAAAAACGCGUUUAAAGUAAAACUAAUGAAGCUGAUUGAACUGAGCGGCUAACUUUUAAAUGGCUGUAACUCAAAACUAUUUGAAAUAUCGAAUUGAAUUGAAUUGAAAUUUUGUAAAAUCGAAAUAGGAAAAAAAUCGAUUUUUUUUCGAAAUUUUACAUCAGUUGUGCCACUUAAAUUAUUAUAUAUGGUUAACGAUAUUCCAUUUGUCCGUAAAAACACGUUUUCAGAUAAAAAACAUAUUUAUGAACUAAUCUUUUUUUCAACUUAAAUAUUUCUGUAUUAUUUUAAUAAUGAGUGGAUCUUCUCUUAUCUGCUUCUUAAGUGGAAUAUUGCCGCGCCGACUUGUAAAGUUUGCGAGCCAGCAACCCCCACACGUUUUCUUUAUAGUGAUGCCUGUUGGGUAAGGUCGUCAUUGCAUUAAAUGUAAGUUUUGUUCUUUAACUGCAGACUUAAUCUACAAAUCACAUAUUUGUAUUUAAAAAUUGCAAUUCACAAGCACCACAUUAGGAGAUGGCCUUCACACUGCCAACACGACCAUGUAUUCGCUCCAGCUGAUAUUCCUCCUUUUGAAAAUUAUGGAAAUAAUAAUUGUAUCCAAAGGCUCUUUUAUAUUAAAUUCCUUUCAUCUAAAAAGAUAAUAUAGUGUCAAUCAGACUUCCCAGCCAUAUGCACCCGCGCAAAAUGUAUUCUUAUAUCUUUUUGAGCAUCGUUAAGUGGUGGUUUGUUUAUAGUUUUAAUUUUUUCAAAUGUAAAGCAUUCCUUAACACCCUGUGAACUGUAGACAAGCUCGGUUUAAUACCAGUAUUUGUUCAGAUCUUGGCCUACAAUUAAUGAAAGUUGGAUGCUUCACUCAAAUAGCUCUUUUAUCCAAGUCGGAUAUCAGCUUAUUGUUGCCGUCUUUAUAAUUUCGACCUAGUCCCAUCUUUUUAAACAAGAAAUUGUAUAUUACUUUACGACGGUAAUUUUGAAAACACAAUAUUGUGCAAUCCUAACAGCAUUCUUACUAUUACCUGAUAACUUUUUUUUAUUAUUGAAAUUUUAAAUCUAAUUUUCACUUUAUAUUACUCAUACGCCAUGUUGAACACACCAUUUAUAUUAAUAAUUUGCAGGUGAUUGACUUCGAAUGCGAAUAUUAUCAAUAAAUUCAUUUUAUUUUAACGGUAAUUUUGAAAACACAAUGUUAUGCAAUCCUAACAACAUUCUUACUAUUACCUGAUAACUUUUUUUUUUAUUAUUAUUAAAACUAAAAUUCUAAUUUUCACUUUAUGUUACUCAUACGCCAUGUUGCACACACCAAUUAUAAUAAUAAUUUGCAGGUGAUUGACUUCCAAUGCGAAUAUUAUCAGUAAAUUCGAUUUAUUUUACUACAUGUUAAUGAAGUGUAAAUAGAAAAUUAUGCAUCUACAAGUAGGCAGAGCAAAUAAAAGAAUCAUAUUUAAAUUACCAAACAAUAUAAUAAUAAACUUACAAAAGUGUAAUGACACUGGUUUAAGCAGAAGGAAAUUAGAAUUUGCAAGGCUGAACGAGCAUUAAUACUUUUUUAAGGCGGUAUAUACAUACAUAUGCGAAAGAAAAAAUUUGAUUGAAAUGCAAAAAAGAAACAGAAAAGUACAGAGAAAGUUCGGUAAGAGAUUUUAAUACCAAAAACAACAAUUUAGUGUAAAACAAAGCGGCAUAAAAUUAUAAGAGAAGAAGAAAGCACAAAUGCGUAUUUAUAUUGAAAUAAAAUUAGCGUUAAAAAUGAAAAAAAAUCUCAAAAAAUAUUUAAAUUACUUAAGAUUAGAUAACAUAUAAAUAUAACUACAAAAAGAAGUAAGAAAUACUUAAUUUAGGCUAAGCAAAAGCAGCAAAAUAAAAACUGCAAAAUUAGACAUUCGUGAAACACAAAAACAAAUUGAGUUUGAUUGAAAAAUAAAUUAAAAUUAAGCAAAAUGCAGUAAGUCACACACUAAAACUAUGGUUUAACAUUUCAUUAUGAUUAAGAGAUAAGCAUAAAAAUAUAAAAAAUCGUAGAUAUACCUAUAUAUAUAUGUAAGAACAAAACAAAAACCUAAAAAAUAGUAAUAAUAAAACAACUGAUUACCGUUAAUGCAACCUAACUGUAAAUGACUACAAGUAUACUUUAAUAUAUGAGAAUGAUAGUGUUGUAAGACUAAACAAAAAUUUAAAGCUAUAAAUUAAUAACUAGAAUUAAGCGUAGUUAUUUUUAUUUAGCAUGCAUUGCAGAAAACAACAACAUAAUACAUUGAAAAAUAAGAUAAAAUAUUAAAACAAAAGCAACAAAAUAAUAACUGUAAACUAUCAUAAAACACACACCGUACGUCACCAAUUUGGCACAAAUACACGCGCAAAAGCAAAAACAACGCACUUCACCUGUACCCACACAUACAUACACACACACACAAGCACACAUACACCACAAAAACACAAUUUAUUAAUGAAGAAGAACACACAAUCAGUAAAAAGGCAAACCAAAAAAAAAAAAAUAAUAAACAAACAAAAAGUAAGCGAAGCAGAAAUUAAGAGAAAAAUAUAAAAAAUUAAAUUAAGUGAAUGAAUGCAUAAUUCAAGUGAGGGCCUGUCGAAAAAAGGACGAGUAAAUAAAAUUUAAUGAAAUUAAAAUA